ACAUAUAUAUUAACGAUGCAAGAGUGUUUUAAUCUACGGCGGGAUCGCCAUGGAAGCCGACACGUUAUCAGUGGAAAAGUUGUGAUUGAACAUGGCCCUGGUUUAUCAGGUCCUGGAAAAUCAGCCGCUGUUCAGAUUCAUAGCACAACACAAACCGACCCAAAUACCGGGAAAGGGAAGCUGAGCGAGAAAGCAUGCCUGAAGAAAGGAAAGAGCAGGAAAAAAGAUGGCACAAAAAUUACAACUUACAAGAUCAAGUUACACGUAGAGCCUGGAUUUGGAAAUCCAGGAGCUUUCGUUAUAGAAAACAAUCACAAGCAUAGAUUCUUCCUUCAAUCUGCAACUCUGGUAAUCCCAGGAAAUAGGUUCAUCCAUUUUGACUGCCGGUCUUGGGUGUAUCCGAUCGAAGUCACGAACGCCAGUCGUGUUUUCUUUUCCAACACGUGUUAUCUUCCAAACCAAACCCCUGCUGGUCUACUGGAAUUGAGAAAGGAAGAGCUUGAAAGCUUGAGAGGUGAUGGAACUGGUGAAAGGAAAGAAUGGGAACGAAUCUAUGAUUAUGAUGUGUAUGAUGAUCUUGGCAAUCCUGAAAAAGGCCCAGAUUAUGAUAGACCCGUCUUGGGUGGUUCCGAUGCAUAUCCGUAUCCUCGCCGGGGAAGAACCGGGCGUCCUGCUAGUAAAAGUGGUAACAAAUGCAUACAUACAUGUGUGUGUGUGUGUUCUUCAUUGUUAUUACAUCUUGAUCUUAAUUUUGUUUCUAAUCAUUGGCCAGAAACUAUUAGCUUCGACGUUUAUGUUCCGGCGGAUGAGCGAUGCAGUCCCAAGAAACUAUCCGAGUUCAUUGCAAAUGCAAUCCAAGCCACAGCUCAUUUCCUUCUACCAGAGGUGAAGUCGUCGUCUCAUGAUUCGAGUAGUUUCGAGUCGUUCGAUGAGAUACGGGAGCUGUAUUCCGAAAACAGAGGCGAAGCGAUUAGGGAAGAAUCGGUUAUGGAGAAAGUGAAGAAAGUAGUACCAGCUGAGCUUUUCAAAGAAGUCACUCAUAAAUUUGAAUAUGACAUUAAAUUCCCACUGCCUCAAAUCAUAAAAGCUAACCAAUUCGCAUGGAAGCUGGAUGAGGAAUUCGGACGCCAAAUGCUUGCAGGGACUAAUCCUACACGAAUUCGUUGUUUGAGGGAAUUCCCACCUCGAGGAACGCUAACCGAAAGCUACAUACAGAUAUCUGACAUUGAGGAGAACCUUGAUGGUUUGAGUUUUGAACAUGCAAUGAUACAAUGGAGGAUUUAUGUCCUGGACCACCAUGAUUAUCUCUUACCGUUUUUAAGAAAAAUGUACUCCGCGGGUGUCUGCCCUGGUGCAACCCGAACAUUACUAUUUUUAAGAAAUGAUUGCACCUUGAAGCCGUUGGCAAUAGAGCUGAGCUAUCCGGGUUCCUUCGACAACAUCAACGGGACGAAAACCAUGGUAAUCCUCCCUGAAGAAGAAGGCACCCUUCAAGCACUUUGGCAGUUGGCAAGGGCUCAUGUUGCAGUCAAUGACUAUGCAUACCAUCAACUCAUCAGCCAUUGGUUGCAUACUCAUGCAGUUGUCGAGCCGUUCAUCAUUGCCACUAGGAGACAACUGAGCGUGAUGCAUCCGGUCCACCGCUUGUUGGACCCUCAUUUCAAAGAUACCAUGCACAUAAACGCACUAGCUCGAACCGUUCUCAUAAAUGCCGGAGGAAUCCUUGAGAAGACACUUUUCACAGGAAAAUUCUCCAUGGAAUUGUCUUCUGAACUUUAUAAAGAGUGGAGAUUCGACGAACAAGCUCUCCCCUCCGAUCUAAUCAGAAGGCGUAUGGCCCUGAAUGAGUCAGAGAGCCCCAUAGGAGCUCAUAUACUCUUCCAAGAUUAUCCUUACGGUCUAGACGGUAUCGAUGUAUGGCUAGCCAUCCAAACAUGGGUGGGAGACUUCUGCAACAUCUUCUACGAAGACGAUGCUUCAGUCAAAUCCGAUACCGAAAUCCAAGCAUGGUGGUCAGAAAUCCGAAACGUCGGUCACGGUGAUAAACGCAACGAGACAUGGUGGUGCCAAAUGACAACAAAGGAAAAUCUCAAGCAUACAUUAACGACACUCAUUUGGAUAACAUCAGCCCUUCAUGCAUCAGUGAAUUUCGGGCAAUAUACGUAUGCAGGUUAUCCUCCGAACCGUCCCACUCGGUGUCGGAAGUUCAUUCCCGAAGAAGGGACGAUGGAGUUUGCGGAGUUCUUGAAAGACCCCGAUAAGUACUUCCUCAACAUGUUACCUGAUAAGUUUCAGGCAACGCUUGGGAUGGCAUUAAUGGAGGUGCUCUCAAAGCACACGUCUGAAGAAGUUUACUUGGGACAGAGGCCGACAUCGGAGUGGAUAGACAAUAAGGAGGUGACGCAGAGAUUUAAGAAGUUCAGUGAGUGUUUGAGGGAGAUAGAGAAGCAAAUGCUGGAGAGAAAUGGAGAUCCAGAGCUGAGAAAUAGACGGGGUCCGGCUAAAGUGCCAUACAAACUUCUUUACCCUGAUGCGACCAAGGUCGAAGGCAUCACGGCCCAAGGGAUUCCUAAUAGUGUAUCUAUUUAACCUAUCUUUUCUAUAAACCAUAUAACAUAUUUUAUACCCUACAUUUAUUUAAAAUU
Hibiscus syriacus is the source of this 2645-nucleotide messenger RNA. Its product is annotated as linoleate 9S-lipoxygenase-like. Gene Ontology annotation, biological process: lipid oxidation. Gene Ontology annotation, molecular function: protein binding; metal ion binding; oxidoreductase activity, acting on single donors with incorporation of molecular oxygen, incorporation of two atoms of oxygen. Lineage: Eukaryota; Viridiplantae; Streptophyta; Magnoliopsida; Malvales; Malvaceae. The record is from RefSeq and is a predicted model, not a curated record. The transcript is spliced from 8 exons. Bases 16 to 2589 code for a protein of 857 amino acids.